This is a messenger RNA of Caenorhabditis angaria, 997 nucleotides long. Lineage: Eukaryota; Metazoa; Nematoda; Chromadorea; Rhabditida; Rhabditidae. The record is from the annotation of a GenBank genome assembly.
AUGGAAAUCGAUAAACCCAAUUGCCAGACUGUGCCCGGACUCCCGCAGAAGAAAUUCUAUAGGCAAAGAGCGCACUCGAACCCGCACUCCGAUCACGAUAUCGAAUACCCGGUUUCUCCGGAAUUUAUGGAUUGGGAAAAGUUGUAUGGGGAUUAUUAUGCGAAGAAUAGCAGAAAAGUCGAAUUCGCCGAUGUUGGUUGUGGUUAUGGCGGUUUGCUAAUGCGAUUAUCCCCAUUAUUCCCCGAUGUUUUGAUGGUUGGAAUGGAAAUUCGUGUAAAAGUGUCGGAUUUUGUGCAAGAGAAGGUGAAGGCUCUUCGAAAACAUCACGAAAAAGAGGGAUUGUAUAGGAAUAUUGGAUGUUUGCGGUCGAAUGCGAUGAAAUAUAUGCCGAAUUAUUUUCACAAACAUCAGCUGUCUAAAAUGUUCUUUUUGUUUCCGGAUCCACAUUUUAAAAAUAAGAAACAUAAAUGGCGAAUUAUCACACCAACAUUACUCUCGGAAUAUGCUUAUGUCUUGAGACCAGGGGGUAAGUAGCACUACUAGCGUUAAAUUGAAGAUCACUUAGCCUAAAUGAUCUCUUAUCAAUUUUUGUUAUCAAUACCCUCGUGGUUGGUAUCUUUUCCUUCAUUUUUGAAGAAACUGAUGACAAAAAGUUUUUUUUCCAAUGAAAAAUUUCUAGGCAACGUUUUGUUUGUUUUCUGCAGCUCUAUUGAUUUUCCAAAUUUUUUCUAUGAGAAAAAACCAGUUUUCCCCAAGAAAAAUUCAAAAUUUUGCAGGCCUCAUCUACACGAUCACCGAUGUCAAAGAUUUGCAUGAUUGGAUGGUGAAACAUCUCACCGAACAUCCGCUUUUCCAAAGGCUAACCGAUGAAGAAUUGGCAGCUGAUCAAGUUGUUGGAUUGUUGUAUGAGAGCACGGAAGAAGGGCAGAAGGUGACGAGAAAUGAGGGGGAAAAAUGGCCGGCGGUUUUUCGAAGACUUGAUGAUCCUGUGGAAUAA